Messenger RNA from Physcomitrium patens, 1954 nucleotides. The record is from RefSeq and is a predicted model, not a curated record. NCBI's taxonomy places the organism in Eukaryota, Viridiplantae, Streptophyta, Bryopsida, Funariales, Funariaceae.
GUGAGACUUGCCUAGACCAGUAUCUAUGAGAUUCCAGUGGGAUUUAUCAUCUGCCCAAGUGGCGAGAACCUCGUGGACACACCAAGUUUUGGGGGUCUUUUGAGCUCAAGUCGUUGUUGGAGACAGCGAGAGAGAGAGUGUGAGAGAGGUGGAGUAGAAUGCGAGUGUCCAUGAACUGACUGCUCAUAGGGAGAGUUUUGUUUGGUUGCCGUGUUGCAGCUUCAGCCAUGGCACCCCGGCGUUUGGAGGGUGGGUUGGUGGUGUUGCUCCUGCUGCUGAGUACAACGGAAAUUUUGCAUGCAGCGAGGCACUAUGCGUCCGACCCAACCCAUGCGACGGCUAUCAUCAUCGGAGCGGGCAUGUCAGGCAUCAGUGCGGGGAAGCACUUACACGACAAAGGUGUGAAAGACAUCAUAAUACUGGAGGCGAGACAUGAGAUAGGCGGGAGGAUGAUGACACACACGUUUGGGGAUGUUGUCAUUGAGAAAGGCGCCAAUUGGAUCGAGGGCACUGAUGGUCCUCAGGUCAAUCCAAUCUUGCCCUUUGCCAGGGAGAUUGGGCUCAUUACUGAUUAUUCCCCCUUCGAAAACACUUCUCAAAACAUCUACGACGCCUCAGGUUUUGUUAAUCCUACACUCGCAUUAUCUCAAUCCGAAAUGGUCGAACAACUAUAUGAAUCCACCGAAACCUUAUCAGAGGACUUGACGAAAGGAGAGGAGAUGGAUGUAUCGGUGCUUGUAGCCCAGCGGUUCUAUGGCAGUAGAGAUGGUGUUAGACUUAUAUCACAACGACUAUGAAUACGCCGAACCUCCGAGAGUGACGAGUUUGAAGAGCACGCAGCCCCUUCCGACGAUUACCAAUUUUGGAGAAGCUUUUCAAUUCGUUCAUGAUCCCCGCGGAUUUAAAUCCAUAGUCCAUCAUUUGGCUAAAUCGUAUCUUGCUUUCAACAACGAGACGAUCACCGAUCCACGCCUCAAGUUUAACAAGGUUGUUCGCAAGGUGGAGUAUACCAAAAAGGGAGUAAAAGUGACGACAGAAAACGGUUAAGUGUACACUUCCGAUUAUGCCAUUGUGUCUGUUAGCCUGGGCGUGCUCCAGAGCAAACUGAUAGACUUCGUGCCCGAUUUGCCGUUUUGGAAGCUUAAAGCUAUCUACGCAUUCGACAUGGCAGUAUACACCAAGAUAUUUUUAAAAUUCCCCUACACAUUCUGGAACAUCGGUCCCGGGACGAAGUUUUGGUUGUAUGCGGAUGAGCGCCGAGGCUACUACCCGAUCUGGCAGAACUUGGACAGCGAAUUUCCAGGGAAGAAUAUUCUCAUGGUGACUGUUACAGACGAAGAGUCCCGCCGCAUUGAGCAACAGGAGGACAGUGAAACACUACAAGAGAUCAUGGCUGUGCUGCGCAACAUGUUCGGGUCCAAGGUCCCUGAAGCCGAGAGCAUCUACGUGCCAAGAUGGUUGGCUGAUCCCUUCUUCAAAGGCACCUUCUCCAACUGGCCCAUCGGCGUGGAAUCCAACAUCUUCAUGCAACUUCAAGCGCCGGUCCAAACUAUCUACUUCACCGGCGAGCACACAAGCGAGGAGUACAAUGGCUAUGUUCAUGGCCCUUACUUGCAAGGUAUAGAGUCUGCGAACUCUUUACUCAAUUGCAAGGUCCGUGGGAAAUGCGGCAAGUCAGAGAAAGUGUACAAAGGGCUUUCGAAGGAAUGUGUAGAACGACUAGAGGAGGAGAGAGACCGCCAGAAAACACUUUGGGCUAAGAAGCUUGCGAAGCUUCAACAGAAGUUAGACAAUGCUACUGGAAUCCACUGAGUCCGACUUUGUUGGACCCGAUUUUCCACAGCAGCAGUGCCUGAAAAUUAUGUUCACGUUUGAACAGUUUUAGCCUUCCCAUCCUGUUUAGCCUUCCCACCCUGCUGGGUUUAAUAACAUUUUCUACCACCAUAUUCAUUCA